Molecule: messenger RNA, 1946 nt
Organism: Galleria mellonella (greater wax moth)
Lineage: Eukaryota; Metazoa; Arthropoda; Insecta; Lepidoptera; Pyralidae
Product: brain protein I3
Exons: 2
Coding region: 163-549 (128 amino acids)
Source: RefSeq, a predicted model, not a curated record
UUGUCACAAUUCAUCAUAUCAAGUGUUUUGGUUUUUUUAUGUACUUAUUGAAGUUUCCUGUUUUGUAUAUACGAUUAAAGGACCGACUAUUGUCGAUUUAGCUCUUGAAGCUAUUUCACAUAUAAAAAAAAGACUUGUUAUUUUUUUUCUUUAUAAGGAAAAAUGGAGAAACAAGCGGUAACUGAUCAACCACCGCCUUAUUCCUCGGCUAUGAAUCAAGGACCUAUGCCACAACCACCAAACAUGGGUGCACCAGGUCCACAGCAUCCCCCACCACCACCUGGAUACACCCCCUAUGGAGCGCCACCACCUCCUCAACCAGAACCAGGUUACAUGCCCAACUAUGGGGCUACAAAUAUCAUAAUACAACCAGUGCAGCCAACAUUGCUUGCGGUUGGAGCAUGCCCAGCCUGCCGUGUUGGCAUCCUCGAGGAUGACUUUACUUGUUUGGGUAUACUUUGUGCUAUAUUCUUCUUUCCAAUUGGUAUUUUGUGCUGUCUCGCUCUAAAGAACAGAAGAUGUUCCAAUUGUGGUGCAAUGUUUGGAUAAAUUUCUUUAAGUAUGAAAGAAAAUUACCGUCUAAUUGAAAGGCUUGAAAAAUGUUAUCCUUUUGUAUCAAGUAUAAUUAUAAUAUGCCAUGUGAUAGUUCGAAAUUUAAAACAAUAUUUUUAUUUGAUGCAAAUUUUAUUUCUACUCAAUACCAAUUUAUAAAUUAUCGAAAAAUUAUGCAGAUCAAAUAAGGUCAUGAAUUAUAUUUAAUGAAAAAUAAGCAAGGUGAUACAAAUUGUAUAUAGUUGUAUCAACAUUUGAUUGAUUUAAUAUCCAGAUAUUGAAUGGCACGCAUACUGUAUACUUAAUUUUGGUGACUCAUUGUCAUAUUCAAUCAUAUGGGUGACACAUACUUCACAAAUUGAAAACAGUGAUAUUCAUAUCAUGUAUUACAUGUCCUUUAGUUAUAGAGUACACAACAUCAAUAUAGUCUGAUAUUAUGUGAUUUUGUAUGUACCAAUACAAAGGUAGCAGUGAUAUUUCCUAUCCCUAAUACAGAUCACACCAGUUACUUUAUAUACUAUUAAUAGCUGGUAUAAGUGUAUUCAUGUUAUUUUAUCAUCAUUAUGAAAAUAUUAAGCCGAUUUUACUAUUCAUAUGUUUUUCAUUUUAUUUCAAAUUAAGACUUUUGUAUUAAUAUAAUUUUUAUUACUAAGUAGCAUUGUUUAAUUAGUUGCAGUGUCGAUUUAAGUCAUUGGUGUUUUUAAGAUUAUUUUUCAUGAAUGCCAACUCGAAGUUAUCGAUGAGUUUGUAUAUUAGAGACAGCUUGUCCCACUAAGUAAGUUUAACUUCGACAAAGAGGUCAAUCGACGAAUCUACGUCUACGUCAUAUCUUUCCAUCCAAAAAAGUUUGAAGAUGAAGGUUUUCAACCAGUGCAUGUUGCCAGUGAUGACUUAUGGAAUCGAAACAUGGACCUACACGGUUGCCAAAGCUUCAGAUUAUUCAGCGAGCUAUGGAGAAGCCUAUGCUCGAAGUUUCUUUGCGUGAUAGAAUCCGAAACGAGAAUAUCCGAAAAAAAAAACCAAAGUAACUGACAUAGCCCGAACGAUUAGUAAGCUGAAGUGGCAAUAGGUUGAUCAGAUAGCUCGAAGAACCGACAACUGAUGGGGAAAAAAGGUUAAUGAGUGGCGGCUCCGUAAGGGCAAACAGAGUGUAGGACGACUCUCCCACUAGAUGGAGUGAUGACCUCAAAUACAUUGCAGCAAGUCAUACAGGUGGCUCAGGACCGUUCCUUAUGGUAGUCUUUAGGGAAGGUCUAUGUACAGCAGUGGACAGAUGACUGAUUUGAGGUGAUAGGGUACAAUUGAACGUUAGCACUCUUUAUCCUUACAAGGUUAUAAUUUAAUGUAGAACGAUACGAUUAUAUCGUCACGGUAUAACAAUAGAGCGUAAACAA